GAAGUUUAGGAGCUUGUAAGAAAGUCAAAAAAAUUUAAUUUUAAAAACAUUUGUCACUUUAAAACUCAAAAAUCAUGUAUGGACAGCAACCAAUCCUUGUGCUAAGCCAAAACACAAAGCGUGAAUCAGGCAGAAAAGUUCAACUGGAAAACAUUAAUGCUGGAAAGGCAAUCGCUGAUUUAAUUCGAACAUGUCUUGGACCACAAGCUAUGUUAAAAAUGUUGAUGGAUCCUAUGGGUGGAAUUGUCAUGACAAAUGAUGGAAAUGCAAUUUUGAGAGAAAUCACUGUUCAACAUCCAGCGGCAAAAAGUAUGAUUGAAAUUGCUCGAACUCAAGAUGAAGAAGUUGGUGAUGGAACUACAUCAGUUAUUGUUCUUGCUGGCGAAAUGUUGGCUGUUUCAGAACCAUUCUUACAGCAACAAAUUCAUCCAACUGUAAUCAUUCGUGCAUAUCGAGAAGCUUUAGAAGACAUGAUUCAAGUUAUGCAGAAUGAUGUUAGUAUUACAUUGGAUAAGAAUGAUCGAGCAAAGAUGGCUGAUGUCGUUAAAGCUUGCGUAGGAACUAAAUUUAUGGCACGUUGGUCUGAUUUGGCUGUAAAUAUUGCUCUUGAUGCCGUUUCAACAGUUGCACUCGAAGAAAAUGGUCGUACAGAGAUUGACAUCAAGAAAUAUGCUAAAGUUGAAAAGAUUCCUGGCGGUUCUAUUGAUGAUUGUACCGUUUUACGUGGUGUGAUGCUGAAUAAGGAUGUAACUCAUCCAAAAAUGCGUCGUCGAAUUGAAAAUCCUCGUAUUGUCUUACUCGAUUGUUCAUUAGAGUAUAAGAAGGGUGAAAGUCAAACAAAUGUUGAGAUUUCUGGUGAAACUGACUUCACCAAGCUCCUUCAGAUCGAAGAAGAAUAUGUCAAGCGUAUUUGUGAUGACAUUAUUGCUAUUAAACCAGAUUUAGUAUUUACUGAAAAGGGCGUUUCUGAUUUAGCUCAACAUUAUUUGGUAAAUGCUGGAAUUACAGCUAUUCGUCGUCUGAGAAAAACUGACAAUUUACGUGUUGCUAGAGCUUGUGGUGCUACAAUUGUUAAUCGUACAGAAGAAUUGUCCGAAAGAGACGUUGGAACUGGAGCUGGAUUGUUUGAGAUUAGAAAAAUGGGAGAUGAAUACUUUACAUUCAUUACAGAAUGCAAAGAUCCAAAGGCAUGCACAAUCUUAUUGAGAGGUGCAAGUAAAGACAUUCUCAAUGAAACGGAAAGAAAUCUUCAAGAUGCUUUACAUGUUGCACGUAAUUUAAUGCUUGAACCAAAACUUGUUCCUGGUGGUGGUGCUGUAGAAAUGGCAAUUUCACAAGCCUUAACUAGAAAGCAAAUUCAAGGACCUUAUCGUGCUGUUGCACAAGCUUUAGAAAUUAUUCCAAGAACAUUAGCUCAAAAUUGCGGUGCUAAUACAAUUCGUACUUUGACAGCACUACGUGCGAAACAUGCUUCACAUUCAGGUGAUGGUCCAUGUACAUGGGGAAUUAAUGGAGUUACUGGAGAAAUUGUUGACAUGAAGGUUGAAGGCGUUUGGGAGCCACUGUCUGUGAAAAUGCAAGUCUAUAAGACAGCUGUUGAAACUGCAAUUUUACUUCUUCGUAUUGAUGACAUUGUUUCUGGAUCAAAGAAGAGGGGAGAUGGUGUAACCGGUCCAGGCGCAGCAGCUGCUGGACAAGAAUAAAUUUGAUGGUCUCAAAUCGCAUUAUUAUUAAUUAUUUCUCUUAAUUUUGCAUAUUCUUACAAUUUUUUUUUUUGAUUUCUUUCUUGCUAAUAAUAAGUAAUAAUAUUCAUCAUAAAUCUAUCAAAUUUUUGCAUCUAUAAACACUCACACACACAUUUUCUCCCAAUCGAUCAAAAGAUUGUAUCUUAUAUUUUAACACCAGC
Molecule: messenger RNA, 1906 nt
Organism: Chironomus riparius
Lineage: Eukaryota; Metazoa; Arthropoda; Insecta; Diptera; Chironomidae
Source: the annotation of a GenBank genome assembly